Messenger RNA from Sinocyclocheilus rhinocerous, 1089 nucleotides. Its product is annotated as reticulon-1-A-like. Gene Ontology annotation, biological process: brain development; endoplasmic reticulum tubular network formation; neuron differentiation. The transcript has 7 exons. The coding region runs from base 165 to 1052 and encodes 295 amino acids. The record is from RefSeq and is a predicted model, not a curated record. Gene Ontology annotation, cellular component: postsynaptic density; endoplasmic reticulum membrane; neuron projection. Lineage: Eukaryota; Metazoa; Chordata; Actinopteri; Cypriniformes; Cyprinidae.
UUCCCCUAACUAAGCGUCUAGUCAAACAGUUGCGCCUUUUCUGCGUUUCAGGCCCGUGUUGAAACCUGAAGUUUUGCAAAGAUAUUUUCUCAGAUAUUCAAAUCGAAAAGGCUCCGUUUUUGAAAAAGUUGCUCGUAUAUAACGGUGUGAAAUCAUUCUUAACAAUGGAUGAUCAGAUGGGUAUAAGCUCCACGACACCUUCAUAUGGCUUUCAGCAUGAAGAAGAAGAAGAAUACCGAGCAGACAAACACAAGAACUCGUUGAUGGAUGAAGCAGAUGAUUUAUUGGAAAGAGAGGCAGAUGCUAAAGCUCCAGACGACGAUGAUAUCUUGGAUCUGGCUGGAGGAGCUAAAGAUGCGCUGGAGAGGCACAGGUCCACACUGCCACGUACCGAAGAGCCUCUGCUGGACUUAACAGAACCAGAACCAGAACCAUCAUCCACCUCUAAACCAGAGCCAGAAGCUGUCAAACCAGCACCGAGCAGUGCGUUUGGAGACGCAACAACAAAAACGACGAAAUCAGAAGAAAAAGAUGAGAAAACAAGAGUCACGCCAUCCCAAUCUAACUCUUGUUGCUCAUUGGUGGACCUGCUGUAUUGGCGAGAUCUGCAGAGGACGGGGGUGGUGUUUGGAGCCAGUCUGUUCCUGCUGCUGUCCCUCAGCGUGUGCAGUAUUAUCAGCGUGAUCUCCUACGUGGCCCUUGCCCUGCUGUCUGUCACCAUCUCCUUCAGGAUAUACAAAGGCAUUUUACAGGCUGUUCAGAAGUCAGAGGAUGGCCACCCCUUCAAGCUCUGUUCCAAACCUAUCAACACACAAUCAUCUUCAUUGCUGCGACGACUCUUCCUGGUGGAGGAUCUGGUAGACUCGCUCAAGUUUGCAGUUCUCAUGUGGAUCCUGACCUAUGUUGGUGCCUUGUUCAAUGGUCUGACCCUUCUUAUUUUGGGUCUCAUAGGUGCUUUCAGUUGGCCAGUGAUCUAUGAAAAGCAUCAGGCACAAAUUGACCAUUACUAUGGACUGGUGAACAAGCAAAUCAAAGAUGUUUUGGGAAAGUAAGUCUGUUUACAUUGUGAAAUAUAUGACUGGUGUUUUC